AUGAGCUGUAAUGCACAGAUGUUGGGUGUCUUGAGUAGUUUGCUCUUUUUCCUUGGGUUGUUGGGUGUUAAUGUUGAUGGUGCUUGGCGUCCUGGAAGCUCCGUGGGGGGCCUUGGUGUUGUGGUUCGUGACUCAGAUAGAGAGUUUGCUACUGGCUGUGCGAUGGCAGUCGAGAAUGUUUUUUUGGCAGCUCGUGUUGAAGCUCUUGCAACCCGCAUGGGCAUUUCAUUGGUGGUUGAAAGGGGGCCAAUUGUGGGAGAUACGAAGACUAUGUUGGCUCAGAUCACUGGAGAAGUUGGUUCGAGGAAUCAUCGGAUUUUAUUGUCGAUCUCUUAUUUGAGGAUUGUAACUUGUAGUUUUUACGGACAUGCUCUUAGGGAGACGUGUGAGACUCUAUCGAAGGCAAUGUUCCUUUUCUCACUUACGAUUGAGAAGGUACACUACUUUGGUAGCAGACGACCACUACGCUUCAUUUGGCGUAGAGUACUCGCCUAA
Messenger RNA from Prunus armeniaca (apricot), 495 nucleotides. The record is from the annotation of a GenBank genome assembly. NCBI's taxonomy places the organism in Eukaryota, Viridiplantae, Streptophyta, Magnoliopsida, Rosales, Rosaceae.